AUGAACGAACAAGAAACCAAGUAUCGCAUAAAUAGAGUAAUGGACAUUGAAACACCUACUAGUACAAUAUUAACAAAUGAUUUACUACCUGAAUUUAUAAAUAUAGAAUUGUUAAGAAAAAUAGAGAAUAAAUUUAUACUAAAUUGCCCUUUAAUUGAAGUAUAUAACCAUUUGGAUGUUUUUGAAAAAGCAAAAGAAUUUUAUUCAAAGCAGAACAUUAAACAGUUGACCAAAAGUUACUUAAAUAACUUUUGUGAUUUUGAGAAUAGCUAUAGAUAUAUGAAUAUAAGAAAUGUUUUAAUAAAGGACUUUUUCAUAAAUAUAAAUAAAUUUAUUACUUUAAAACAAAAUAGUUCAACCGCUAUAUUUUCAUUUGAUGACUUUUUAAAAUGCAUAGAAAUAUUUGAACCAGAUAUUUUUUGUAUACCAUCAGAAGAAAUUAAAAUAAACGAAGAAAUAGGAAAAAAAAAAAAAAUAAGGUUAAUUACUUUAAUGAAUGAAUUUUUAGAAAAAAUAAAAACAAUGAAAGAUAAAAAUUUAUAUAAUAAUAUGUCUUUAUGUAUUUUAUCCAUUCCUUCAACAGUUAAUAUAAAUAAUUUAAUAACCGAGCCAUUAAAUAAAUACGAUUCAAUAAUAGAUGGUUAUUUAUUAAGUGGAUUAGGUUAUGAUGAAUCUAACGAAAUAAGAUCUAGUUAUUUAUUAAAUAUUUUAAAAGUUUUGCCAAAAGACAAAUUAAAAUUUAUACAAUUAAGUACUGGUACUCCAGUUGAAAUUCUACAUAGUGUAUAUCAUGGAAUUGAUAUUAUUGAAUCUAAUUUUCCUUAUUACUUGGCAAAAAAUGGAAAAGCUAUAAAUAUGAUUAUUCAGAUGGAUGAAUUAAAUUACAACAGUAAAUUACACGAUAUUAAUCUUAUCGAUUUCAAAAAUAACGAAAAUUUUAUUAUAGACUUAAAUGAUUCAAAAUAUACCUUUGAUUAUUCUACUAUAACAUCUAAUUCACCAAGAAAAGAAAAGCGGUCAUACAUACAUCACUUAUUAAAAUGCCAAGAACUAACAGCAAACGUUUUAUUAACAUAUCAUAACCUAUAUAUGUAUAGCUUAUUCUUUCAAGAAAUUCAAACUCAAAUAAAAAAUAAUAAUUUUUUAUGUUAUAUUAGUUGGUUUAUAGAGCGUCACCAGUUACAUAGGUGUAAACAAUAG
Messenger RNA from Plasmodium malariae, 1200 nucleotides. Its product is annotated as queuine tRNA-ribosyltransferase, putative. NCBI's taxonomy places the organism in Eukaryota, Apicomplexa, Aconoidasida, Haemosporida, Plasmodiidae. The record is from RefSeq and is a predicted model, not a curated record. Bases 1 to 1200 code for a protein of 399 amino acids. The transcript has a single exon. Gene Ontology annotation, molecular function: pentosyltransferase activity.